This is a messenger RNA of Staurois parvus, 305 nucleotides long. The record is from the annotation of a GenBank genome assembly. Lineage: Eukaryota; Metazoa; Chordata; Amphibia; Anura; Ranidae.
AGCUGCCUUUCAGUGCCACCUAUCAGUGCCAGUCAGUGCCGCCUAUUUGUGCACAUCAGUGCCACCUAUCAUUGCGCAUCAGUGCCGCCUAUCAGUGCCCUGCCAGUCAGUGCUGCCUAUCAGUGCCACAUAUUAGUGCUGCCAAUCAGUGCCUUAUAUAAGUGCUGCCUUUCAGUGCCCAUCAGUAAUGCCCAUCAGUGCCACCUACCAUUGCCUAAUCAGUGCCACCUAUCAGUGCCCAUCAGUUAAGCCUCAUUAGCGCACAUCAGUGAAGGAGAAAAAUCACUUAUUUACAAAAUUGUAUA